Molecule: messenger RNA, 1538 nt
Organism: Vigna umbellata (rice bean)
Lineage: Eukaryota; Viridiplantae; Streptophyta; Magnoliopsida; Fabales; Fabaceae
Source: RefSeq, a predicted model, not a curated record
AUAUCGAUCCUGAAUCUGAUCCUUAUUUUGAUGAAAGGAUGGGUAUUAAUAAAACAAAGCUUCUGCGACCGAAGAGGAUGAAUUUCCAGUUUGUGGAGGAAGGAAAAUGGUCACGAGAUGCUGAAUCAAUAAAAUUGAAGGGCUUCAUCCCAUGAUCCUCCUAUAUCUGCUUCUGUAGACAUAGACUCCCCUAAUAGGGUGUCUCAGCUCCGUAGUAAAUUUGGAGAAGCUCAAGCAAAAGAGCACAGGGCCAAACAAGCACAGUUGGCAAAGGCAAAGGCUGCUCCUGAUAUAAAUCCAAACUUAAUAGAAAUAACAGAGAGAGUUGUAAUUAAGGAAAAACCCAAGGACCAAAUUCCAGAAAUUGAAUGGUGGGACGUGCCUCUUCUGCAUGCUGGAAAUUAUGGUGAUAUUGACAAUGGAAUCAUAGGCGAAGAUAAACUGAAAAUGGAAAAGUUCACUAUUUAUGUGGAGCAUCCUCGACCAAUUGAACCACCUGCUGAGCCUGCCCCUCCACCACCUCAACCACUCAAACUAACUAAGCAAGAACAGAAGAAACUCCGGACACAAAGACGAAUAGCUAAGGAGAAGGAUCGACAGGAGAUGAUUAGACAGGGUGUCAUAGAACCGCCAAAACCAAAGGUCAAGAUUAGCAAUUUAAUGAAAGUACUUGGCACUGAAGCAACUCAAGAUCCUACUCGGCUUGAAAAAGAAGUCCGUAGUGCAGCUGCUGAGCGUGAACAGGCUCACAUAGAUAGAAACAUUGCACGCAAGCUUACUCCUGCUGAGCUGCGGGAGAAAAAGGAAAGGAAGCUGUUUGAUGACCCAAAUACACCGGAGACUCUUGUCUCUCUUUACAAGAUAAAUGAUCUCUCACAUCCGAAGUCCCGCUUUAGAGUUGAUGUUAAUGCUCAAGAGAACCGUUUGACUGGAUGUGCUGUGAUCUGCGAUGGUAUUAGUAUUGUUGUGGUUGAGGGUGGAAGCAAGUCGAUUAAGAGGUAUGGGAAACUUAUGCUCAGGCGUAUUAAUUGGAGUGAAGUUUCAAAAGAGAAAGAAGAAGAUGAAGAUUCAGAUGAUGAUAAGACUGUCAAUAAGUGUGUUCUGGUGUGGCAAGGAAGUGUUGCGAAACCCAGCUUCAAUAAGUUCAGCGUUCAUGAUUGCAUCACUGAAGCAGCCGGCCGUAAAGUUUUUGUGGAUGCUGGUGUUCCUCAUUAUUGGGACCUAGCUGUGAAUUACGUAGACGAUGAAGCUGUUUGACAUGUCUUAAAGUGUUUUUGUUCUUCGUUAUUGGCCUUAAUAAGGCCUUCUGGUGAGUUAUCAGUUUUAUAAUUUGCAUUUAGCAGUGUUUUAAACAAAAUAAUACACACGACAGAUCAAUUAGUGGUGUAACCCUUUUCAUGUUGGUUUGGAUAGGAUCCAGUCAAAUAUGUUAAUGGUUGCCUGCUAACAUUUGCUUAAAUUUGAAGCCUUUGUGAUUUGACUAUGUCUCCAUGACUCUGAUUUGAUAUACUAAUAUUUUAUUGAUCUCCCUUCCUACA